This is a messenger RNA of Nycticebus coucang (slow loris), 7745 nucleotides long. RefSeq names its product dynamin 3 (gene DNM3). Gene Ontology annotation, molecular function: GTPase activity; microtubule binding; GTP binding. Bases 178 to 2817 code for a protein of 879 amino acids. NCBI's taxonomy places the organism in Eukaryota, Metazoa, Chordata, Mammalia, Primates, Lorisidae. The record is from RefSeq and is a predicted model, not a curated record. Gene Ontology annotation, cellular component: microtubule; membrane; cytoplasm. The transcript is spliced from 21 exons.
GCGGACCGUUAGCUGUCAGGAGCUGAGCUGCCGGCUGGCGGCGGGAUCCAGCGUCUGCGCCAGUGUCCGGCGAACUGAUCCCGGCGCGGCGACAGCAGCCAGGACAGGGCGGCCUCGACUCCCGGCCAGGUCUUAGAGGCUAGCAGGGACCUGCCAGUAGCCGGCCGCUCAGGCAAGAUGGGGAACCGGGAGAUGGAGGAGCUGAUCCCUCUGGUAAACCGUCUGCAGGACGCCUUUUCAGCGCUGGGACAGAGCUGUCUGCUGGAGCUACCGCAGAUCGCUGUGGUGGGCGGCCAGAGCGCCGGCAAGAGCUCGGUGCUCGAGAACUUCGUGGGCAGGGACUUUCUCCCUCGAGGGUCUGGCAUUGUAACAAGACGACCUCUUGUGCUGCAGCUUGUUACUUCCAAAGCAGAAUAUGCUGAAUUUCUACAUUGCAAAGGGAAGAAAUUUACAGAUUUUGAAGAAGUUCGCCAUGAGAUUGAGGCAGAAACAGAUCGAGUGACCGGAAUGAAUAAAGGCAUCUCUUCUUUACCCAUUAAUUUGCGAGUCUAUUCCCCACAUGUGUUGAAUCUAACUCUUAUCGACCUGCCUGGAAUAACUAAAGUGCCCGUGGGAGAUCAGCCACCAGAUAUUGAGUAUCAGAUCAGAGAAAUGAUUAUGCAGUUCAUCACGAGGGAGAAUUGUUUGAUUUUGGCUGUUACUCCUGCCAACACUGAUCUUGCAAACUCAGAUGCACUGAAGCUAGCUAAAGAAGUUGAUCCUCAAGGUCUGAGAACCAUUGGAGUCAUCACCAAACUGGAUCUUAUGGAUGAAGGGACAGAUGCCAGGGACGUCUUAGAGAACAAGUUGCUGCCUCUCCGCAGGGGUUACGUGGGGGUGGUAAACAGAAGCCAGAAGGACAUAGAUGGGAAGAAGGACAUUAAGGCGGCCAUGUUGGCGGAGAGGAAAUUUUUUCUUUCCCAUCCGGCUUACAGGCAUAUUGCUGAUCGAAUGGGGACCCCACACCUUCAGAAGGUCCUUAAUCAGCAACUUACCAACCACAUUCGAGAUACGCUGCCUAACUUCAGGAACAAACUCCAGGGACAGUUGCUGUCCAUAGAACACGAAGUAGAAGCCUACAAAAACUUCAAACCAGAAGACCCCACCAGGAAGACCAAAGCAUUACUGCAGAUGGUUCAGCAAUUUGCUGUGGACUUUGAGAAGAGGAUUGAAGGUUCGGGGGACCAAGUGGAUACCCUGGAACUCUCAGGUGGUGCUAAAAUCAAUCGUAUAUUCCACGAACGCUUUCCUUUUGAGAUAGUAAAGAUGGAGUUCAAUGAGAAAGAAUUGCGAAGAGAAAUAAGCUAUGCAAUCAAAAACAUACACGGAAUCAGGACGGGGUUGUUUACUCCAGAUAUGGCAUUUGAAGCAAUAGUCAAGAAACAGAUUGUGAAGCUGAAAGGGCCUUCCUUGAAGAGUGUAGAUCUGGUAAUACAAGAAUUAAUCAACACUGUCAAAAAGUGUACCAAAAAGCUGGCAAACUUCCCCAGACUCUGCGAGGAAACGGAAAGGAUUGUUGCAAACCACAUUCGUGAGCGAGAGGGGAAGACGAAGGACCAGGUCCUCCUCUUGAUUGAUAUCCAAGUCUCUUACAUCAACACCAACCAUGAAGACUUCAUUGGCUUCGCAAAUGCUCAGCAGAGGAGCAGUCAGGUUCACAAGAAAACCACAAUUGGAAAUCAGGGAACCAAUCUUCCGCCUUCAAGGCAAAUUGUGAUUCGCAAGGGGUGGCUGACCAUCAGCAACAUUGGCAUCAUGAAAGGGGGCUCCAAGGGAUACUGGUUCGUCCUUACUGCAGAAAGCUUGUCUUGGUAUAAAGAUGAUGAGGAAAAAGAAAAGAAGUACAUGCUUCCCUUGGACAACUUGAAAGUUCGAGAUGUGGAAAAGAGCUUUAUGUCUAGCAAGCACAUUUUUGCACUCUUUAAUACAGAGCAAAGGAAUGUAUACAAAGACUAUCGCUUCCUUGAGCUGGCAUGUGACUCCCAGGAGGAUGUAGACAGCUGGAAGGCAUCUCUGCUGAGAGCUGGAGUCUAUCCUGAUAAAUCUUUAACUGAAAACGAUGAGAAUGGCCAAGCGGAAAACUUCUCCAUGGAUCCACAGUUGGAGAGACAAGUAGAGACCAUCCGCAACCUGGUAGACUCCUACAUGUCCAUUAUCAACAAAUGUAUCCGCGAUCUAAUUCCAAAAACGAUAAUGCACCUUAUGAUCAAUAAUGUUAAAGACUUCAUAAAUUCAGAGCUCCUAGCACAAUUGUAUUCUUCAGAGGACCAAAAUACGCUGAUGGAGGAAUCAGCUGAGCAGGCACAGCGCCGGGAUGAGAUGCUUCGAAUGUACCAAGCCCUUAAAGAAGCCCUUGUGAUCAUCGGGGACAUCAACACAGCCACUGUGUCCACCCCUGCCCCGCCCCCGGUGGAUGACUCCUGGAUACAGCACUCUCGCAGGUCACCUCCUCCAAGCCCCACCACCCAGAGGAGGCCGACUCUGAGCGCGCCCCUCACCAGGCCCGUGUCCGGCCGGGGCCCGGCGCCCGCCAUCCCCUCUCCGGGCCCCCACUCGCCCGCCAUCCCCUCCCCGGGGCCCCACUCGGGGGCGCCCCCUGUCCCGUUCCGUCCGGGCCCGUUACCUCCUUUUCCCAACAGCAGCGACUCCUUCGGAGCCCCUCCACAAGUCCCCUCGCGGCCCACCCGGGCCCCGCCCAGCGUUCCAAGCCGGAGACCACCCCCAUCACCAACUCGUCCCACUAUAAUCCGUCCACUAGAAUCUUCCCUGUUAGACUAAAUGAAGUGUCUGGCAUGGCAAUUAAUCACUAAUGAAUUAUGCAAACGCAGCAUAUUUGGUAACUGUUGCAGUAAAUCAUGAGUAGUCGCAUGUGUGGACAUCCGUAGGCAAGUAACCAGUUUUCCUAAUGCAUUCAUCACUCACCUUCAUUGCUCAUGGUAUGUCAGACCUUUGGGGUUUGAUUCUUAAAAACUGCUGACCCUAGAGGCUUGAUAUGUUGCAUUGACCAAGGUAGGUUUGCAUAGCAGCCCUAUACUAGGGGGACCAUUUGCCUCCCCUGGCAUAUAUUUGAAACUGCUUUGAACAAGUUUUCCAGGCUAUCUGCCAGGUAGCUCGUUAACUAUAAUUCUUCACAGAUAAGAGACGAUGGGCUUAGACCUGAGCUAUACAUAUUUCUUGUCCCCCACUCUGUUUAAGAUGACAGUAAUUCUUUUGUCUAUUAUUAAUACUACCACCUACUCCAUGAUUAUGUAUGUGGUUCCUCUUUCCUUACUCUUUAUUUCAUAAGACUGCUAGGAAGUGACUUUUUAAAAUUAGGAUUUCUUAAGAAUAAAACUUUUCCAGCAGCAUAAGGUAGCUUGCAAAGGAAAAGUCUGCAUAGUUUGCUCUAGAGAGCUGCUCCUCCUGCCGGUGUGUUUUGCUUCAUGCUCGAAGCACAUGCAUCUGUGAAUGAAAGCUUGUUUUUUGUUAAUCAGUUAAUAGAUUUGGCCAGUUUCAGAGUUCCAGGAAGAAGCAAAAUAUCACUUUUGUACAAAUGUCUAGAAAAAUAUGAUUUCUUUAUUGAUUUAGGUAUUCACCUUCUGGUCCAUCACAUUGAAGGAUGAUAUAGAAAAUAUUUAAUUUUCCCAAAUGAUCUAAUUUUUGGCAUGGUGAACUAAAUGUUGAUACUCCAGUUUCAUUAUUAUUUUGGCUAGAGAGGAUAAAAAAGCAUCUUUGUUUGUAAUUUGUAAUUCUCUAUGUAAGAAUUUACUCUACCUUUUAAACAGGUUUAAUGUAACUUUCUAUUCAUUUUAGGUUUUCUUACUAAACCUUGAGACUUAUUAUGGGAUAAUGACAUUUAAAGAAUGGUAUCCAAAAUGAUAAGUCAGUAGAAGAUGCUGUAGUUUAAGUGAAGAGCUCACACUUGUACAAUUGUACUACUUCAGAGCCCCUGUCCAGGUGACUUACUCCAGAAAAUGGUAUUGAAACAUUGGGAUAUAAAGCAAAUUAGCAAUUUUUAUGACUUCUAAAAUUAACAAGACAGGUUUAGUCCAGGGGUUCAUAGUUCAGUCUUAAGGCUAGCUUUUGUACUACGUAAAAGGACCAGAUGAUUAGCAUGUAGGAAACAGCCAGAAGCCAAUCAGAAUUUUGUCUGCUAACUGUUCCCAGACUGCCGAGCAAGUAUUCACUGUAGUGGCGUCCCGUGACACUAUUUCAUAUUCUGCAGAAGUAAAUCAGGUUUCAACAACUGAAAUGUCUCCCUUUGAAAGUAGUAAACAUGAUUUGUACGUUAACUUAACUUUAAUUUCCUGUUUAUACCCAAAGCAGACCCUCGUAAAAUAAAAAGUUUUAACCAUUAUUAAAAGAGAACUUGCCAUGUUGUAAGGUAGUGUAUUGAACUUAAUCUAAAGGGUUACAGCGAGCCCGCUUACAACUGGAAAAAAUGAGAGAAUGUAAGCUUUACAAAAAAGGGCAUUCCAGUUUUUAAAGUUGUCAAUGAUUUUAUAAAGAACAUCGCCAUCCUAAGUCCUCUCGUAUCUUAUUUUUUUCCAUUGGAAAAAAGUUAACUGUAAGUGGAACCAAUGUGCAAGAUACAUACUGUAUUUUUAAAAAUAGUGUCUCAGCUAAAUGGAAAAAUAUUAGGCAAAAAUCCAUAGAAAAACAAAUAAUCUGCAGUGAGAUCUUUUCAUAACAUUUUCUCUUUUUAGGAUUCCCUUUGCUUCUUCCUUUGAAUUCUCUAAAAUAGGCAGCUAGAAGAUUACAUUUCAGGGUUUGGCUCUGUGCUAAAUGUGGUUUUGAGAUUUGCUGUAUUUCAAAAAUUUCCUUCUGUUAAAGGAAAAUAUUGUGGAUAACCACUGUGUGUUCUUAGAUCAGCACAGACCAUGUCAGAAAAAACUGGGUAUUUUUCCCAAGUUUCUUUCCACUGAUCUUAGGCAGUAACAAACAAUGGCAUUUGUCAUCUUUGGCUUUUGCUUUAGAUUAUAGUCCCACAGUGGCGUUGUCCCAGUUGUCUCCCUUUGUGGAUACAUUUUUGUUCUUUCUUACUCCUAUUCUAAUAGAACCCAGCCUACCCUGGAAUUUCUUCAUUGGAAGAAAUAUUGGAGAAUAUUUUCGGUUUGCUGCAUCAUUAUGUCAUAUUAUUCAUAUGAAUUCCAUUUCCCAAAGGGUUUCUAUCCUGCUAACAGGAGAUGCCAAGGUGCAUUAAGUCUGGAGCUCUAGGAUGUGCAUAGUGGUAGGCGCAGCAUGUACAGGAGGCCUUAGGAUGGGAAUGCAGCUUAAAGAGCUUUCUGUUUCCCAUACCAUUUCAACCUUUAGUGUAACUUCUCUUGAGCAAGUGCUCUGAUGUUGUCAACACAAUAGAUGCAGCUCUACCGUGUCUAGCAUAAUAAAAGUUCAGUGUCUUUUAGGAUUUGGGAAGAUAAAAUGUGUAUGUUUAUUUGAUAGGUAAAUCUAGUUUUCUUGUCACAUGCUAAAUUUUGCAUGCAUAUCGACUAAUUGGAAUAACCAUUUACUCGAUUAUGAACAGAUUAUUAAAAUAGCAUUGAUUUAGAACAGGUAUAUAGCAUCUCUAAAAAUCAUCAGCCAACGUUACUUUCUCUUCUAAAUAUUGCUUUUAGCUGUGUUUUAAACACAGAAGAGCAACAGGAUCUGCUUAUUAGCAAAUUUCCUACAUGUGCAGAUAUAGAAGAUGCAGUUUAUUCCCAAACAUUAUAAUGAAACCAAUACCUGUGAUGUAACUGUACACCUUCUGGACUUAGAAUUAAAAAGUAGUCACAUAGAUUAAUUGUGUGACUUUUUAGUAUAGACUGUAGCCAUAAUUCUCAAAUUUGAAAUGGGACCUAAUACCAGUAUGUGAUAAGUGUUAAUGUUUUCUGUGUACAAACAGAUUUUCUAUGCAUGUGUCUCUGUGUAUACAGUAUACACACAGUUUGUUUCUGUAAGUACAUGUAGUUUGUGUCCCUUUGAGUAGGUAGUUUUAAAAGCACUUGUUAAAAUACCAUAAGCAUGGAUGUGAUUGUAUGUGUAUUGUGUAUAUAUAUGUGUAAAUGUAUGGCUGUAAAUAUCUGUGUAUACAUGUGCUUAGUAUAUGUGGAUAUUAAUAUAUUUUUUGAAGUGUGCUAAUUCAAGAGACAGCUUUGGCUGAUCUGCCAUAACAUGUGUUAACAGUCAUUCAUUUCUCAUAACGCAUACUUUCUAACUCGAGAUUAUAGCCAUUCUAAGAGGUACUAAGCUCAUUACCAUUACAACAUGGUAAUGUCCACGACAUUUUGCAUCUAAAUCCACAGCGCGGUACCUAAGUAGGAAUUGCCUUUGAUGAUAUCAUUUGAUAGGAAGUGAAAGAACUGGAGAACUAUCUUUAAGAUGCCUAAUGAGAAUUGUUAUUUUUGGAUUGCUGAACUAAAUCUUUAAAAAGCUACGUUGAUCUACACAGUCAUUUUUUUUUUCCUCUAUGGCAAAUGUAAAAAAAUAAAAUAAAAUAGAAGGAUACAGCAACAUAAUAAAAGUAGUGGAUUUUUUUCUGAGUAAAUUUACUAAAAAGGUAGGGGAGAAGUUACUUACCACCUUGGAGGUAAGUCAUCCACAUUUUCAGGUAAGCGUUUUUCAUUUGUCAAACAUUAUAAUUAUUUAAAACUAACAGGAAUCUCCUUAGAAUUAAGAAGGAAGCCUUUUAAAUAGUAGGUCUUGGAACUGCUGAACUCAAUGAAAGAAGAUAACAUAGUUUUGUACCUGAGUUUUGUACCACUUCUCCUAGGAAACAGCUCUGAGCUCAGAGUUGAACGUGAAUGAAGGUCAGGGAUUUUAGAGAAGCAAUUAUGAGUUCACCAAAUUAUACAAUUAUUUCUAAAAAGCUCAACUGUGUCUUCUAGAUAAUUUUAGUCAUCCUAUUUAGUAUGGUUAAAAUUUUGUGGUGCUCUGUAUGUGAAACUUUAAGAAUAUUUUUGACAUACGUAGUAUAUGCAUUGCUAUUCGUGUGUGUGUGUGUGUGUGUGUGUAUACAUGUAAAAACGUGUGUAUGUGUGAGAACAAGAGAGAAACUCAAGGAAGAGUCUCCUGUUUGAAGACCUGUUCAUGCUGGUAUAUUGGUGAGACUUCUCUCCUCUCUGGAGAAUUUCUCACAUGGCUCGGCUUAAUUUCUUUUUUAAUUUUAAUCCUUGCAUUCCUUAAAUUUUGCUCACUAUGUAAUGUUUUAAAAUGAUGCGGGGAAAGUUACUGUCUAAUCUCUUGUGUUGUCUUCUGCCAAUUUGUUAAAAAUUAUGUCUCCCAAUCAGAAAUUCUACCAUUACUUGACUAUGCUUGAUUUCGUGUGUAUAGCCUUUGUUUUGCUUGCUUGUCUGUUUCUUUUCUCUCCCACUCCCCCCAACCCCCGGUAAGAUAGGAUUUUAUUAGACAGAAAGGAAUACAGAAGGAGUAAAAAAGCACCAGAGCUUCUGGCAAAGGGGAAGACCCAAGUCAGAAGUCUCCUCCUUUUUUCUCUCUUUUUAAUGAAGUAGUAUAUAAAAGCAAAAUCUCAUCAUUUAUGUUGAUUCUUUAAUUAAUUUGAGCCAGAAUACUUUCCACUGUCUUCUUGGUACUUUUCAGGAUUUCUUAAUGCUGAUAUAUGGACUCUGUGGAUAGAAUUUUUGAAGCAAAUUCCUAAAGCCUGUAUCAUUCUUGAAGGUCAUAUGUACCUAUUGUGAAAAUGUGAAGCUGUAUUUCUGAAGCUGAAAUAAAUUAUAACAUUUGAAGGA